This is a messenger RNA of Synchiropus splendidus (mandarinfish), 2244 nucleotides long. Its product is annotated as post-GPI attachment to proteins factor 2-like. NCBI's taxonomy places the organism in Eukaryota, Metazoa, Chordata, Actinopteri, Syngnathiformes, Callionymidae. The transcript is spliced from 5 exons. Bases 176 to 940 code for a protein of 254 amino acids. Gene Ontology annotation, biological process: GPI anchor biosynthetic process. Gene Ontology annotation, cellular component: Golgi membrane; endoplasmic reticulum membrane. The record is from RefSeq and is a predicted model, not a curated record.
ACCGGUUCCCAGCCUCAGAUCGACUUCCUAUUUUCGUGCCAUAAAUCCGUCCUUCUUGAGCACGCGUGCCGAGUGAUGCUAGUCAAACUAGCCCUUCUUGACCGUCGUGUGACCGCGUUAUUGCCGACCACCCUCGGUCAUUUCUGUCAUCGAACAAGUCGAGUCUGGGUCGAAGAUGCUGCAUGGUUCCGCUAUUCUGGGCAGCGAGAGAACGCCUGUCAUCCGGGUCUCGUUCGGCAGCUGUGUGGCGGCCACCGCAUGUCUGCCGCUGUUCGGACUCGUCCUCUGCGUCUUCAUAUCUUCCUAUUUCCACUUCGAGGACUCGACUGGGACGCACUGCCAGGUCCCUAACUACCUUCCUUCCAUCAGUGCCUCCAUCAGUUUGAGUCCUGAAUGUCAGAUCUGGAGAUUCUGCAUUGGUCUCCACUCCGCCCCCAGGAUCCUGCUGGCCUUCUCCUAUUUUAAGUUUUACAAAUCCCGCUUCUCUACCAAACUGCCUGAGAGUUUCCUUGGCUUUCUCAACUUGGCCUUUUCCAUCUUGGAGAACCUCGGCCUCCUGCUGCUCACAUACGUAUCGUCCAGCGAAACCUACUUCAUUCAUGAGGAGGGUUUCGUCCUCUUCAUCUUGAGCUCCCUCAUCUACAUGCUGAUCACCUGUCGCCUGUGGAAGACAAUUAAGAACUACUCAUUGAAUCCGGAGGACUCCAGAUCUCACCUCUGGAAGAAACGUUUCCUAGUUAUCUACAUCAUCUGUUGCGCUUUUGCUGGAUUCUUUUUCUGGAAGCACAACAUGUACUGUGAAUCAGGAAGUUACACAAUGUUCGCCUUGUUCGAGUAUCUCAUCGUCCUUUCCAACAUGGCCUUCCAUCUGACGGCCGUCUGGGACUUCAAAACGCGGGAGGUCAUGGUCAUUUCUUCCACUGAGGAUAAAGACUUUUGACUAGGAACUUGCCGACACGAGAGCUUUCUCUGGUUUAACAUGACAGACAGUACUUCAAGUAUGUAAAGGUUAUAUAUUUGACUGUUUUUAGUUGUUCCGGUGCCUAUUAAGACUUGGGAUACCAGUAUUAGCGUCAGAGGUGAGCUACGUUUCUGGACUAGAGUCUGUGUUUCAGACGUGUGAAUGAUAAUUUAAUUUAAUUUAAUUUAAUUUAAUUUAAUUUAAUUUAAUUUAAUUUAAUUUAAUUUAAUUUAAUUUUAUUUAACAAUUUGCUCUCUAGACAAUACGGAAGCUUUGUAAGUGCAGGAGUUCCUGGUCCACUGAUCACACUGAUGCACAAGACACGUGGCAGCUAGGAGGAUAACAACAACAAACAUGGAGGAAUCAGUGAACAAAAGCAAACAAAAGCAUCUGUUUGCUUUUGUUCAGGGAGGUUUUUCACUACAGAAUGGCCAGGGUUUCCACUACUCUGAAUGUUUUUGAAAUUGUUAUAACAUUGAAAUUACAUUACAUAUACAAAUAUUUUCAAGACAUUAAAAGAGCUUUAGUUUAAAUAAGGCGAUAUAAAAACUUGAAUAUAGCCACCAUCGUGAUCUAUUGUACUAUUGUCAAACUGAUGCAAAACGUAUGUAUGGGUCCAGUAAUAUACCAAAUUCAGUCAAAUUGAAAAUGUGGCUUCUUGUGGCAAAUAUUCUUAUACCAAUAAACCGCGAUUAAUUGAUAUUAAUUGAUCACAAAUGCUCUAAUUAAUUAGAUUUUUUUUUAAUCGAAUCCCACCCCAAAUAUUUACACAUUUUACCUUCUGUUCUGUUUGUAAAAUAUUCACCACUUAAGAGGAUCAUCCAUUAUUUAUGAUUUAUCUUGAGAAUUUUUAAAUAAAUCUUUAAAUAAUAUCUAAUCAAAGCAUCCAAUAUCAUAGUGUAAUUCAAUGUUUUAAGUUUUAUAAUAUUUAAAUCACAAUAUUUAAGUUUCAUUUAAGAUUAUUUUUGUUCCUGUCCUUCUGUCUUUUGACUUGACAGCCCAUAAUGUUGGUCACAUAAAAAUUAAAUAUAAAAAACGUGGCCCCUUCAGAGCUUGAAUUGUCCUCCUCUGGUGUAUACAAUAUUAUACAUGCAGUUCUAUCAUGUAAAAUUGUUAUUGAAUAAUUGCAUCAUGGGUUCUGAAUGGGCUCGGACGAUGAUUUCAAAUUGAAGUGUGUCAUUUAACUAUUGAUGCAUUCUUCUGCUAAAAGGUUGAUGUGGUUAAAUACAGUUUAAGCUUUGUUGUCCUUCACUGCCAAUUGAUAUACGGUUAUAAAAAUCUUA